Pecten maximus is the source of this 4217-nucleotide messenger RNA. RefSeq names its product beta-1,4-galactosyltransferase 4-like. The coding region runs from base 693 to 2363 and encodes 556 amino acids. The transcript has 7 exons. Gene Ontology annotation, molecular function: N-acetyl-beta-glucosaminyl-derivative 4-beta-N-acetylgalactosaminyltransferase activity. NCBI's taxonomy places the organism in Eukaryota, Metazoa, Mollusca, Bivalvia, Pectinida, Pectinidae. The record is from RefSeq and is a predicted model, not a curated record. Gene Ontology annotation, biological process: carbohydrate metabolic process; glycosphingolipid biosynthetic process.
CGAUAUCUACUUGAUUCUGGUCAUUUUAGGGACAAGAUGUAGCUCGAUGUUACUUAAAUGUGCUGUUUCGGGCACAUAGAUACCGAUACAUUUAAGGAUUGAUUGUCAAUUUUGUUGCUUGCAUGGACUGAUGAAGGGAAGUGAACCUCGUGCAAAUGAAAAAGGUUACGCCGGCAAAAAAGUGAUUCGUCUCUCAGAACAGAAGCACGCGACCCAAAAUCUUCAACGGGAAAUGAAGUGAUCUGAGUUUACUAUGUUCAUUGAGGCGGAGCGAAGUGAAAAUGUAAAUAUUAUACUUGAGUCAGUGAUGGGCACCCCGGGUUUUCAGUGCUGAGCGUCCAACAGGGAAAAAAUCAGUACAGUGUACUAUUUUUAGUGACACAGUUACCUUUCGGGGACACAAUCCAUAGCUUUUUUUAAAAAGGUAGUGCCGAGGGAGAUAUUCAGAAGUGACAGGAAAGAAGCGACAAAGAUCAAUUCGUGCAAGGUGUCCUUACACAAACACGACUAUAUACAGAUUGACGGUCUGAAGGCAGUAAUGGGAAACGGCACCAAACUAAUAAGACAGUUAUCAGUGAUUCGGAACAGUGACGAUGAAGAAUUAUGUAAUACACAGUGAGGUGGACCGAUACAUAACAGGCAAAGUGAUUUCUGAUUAAUGUGAAAUGAUACGAUAAAAGCACACCCUCAAAAUGUGCGUUAGGUGCAUCAAGAGUUGGGUCAAUGUUAGUGCAGGGAUAUUUUGGAAAAGACUGUUAACAGUUCUACUAUGUGAAGCAGCAUUAGUUCUUGUGUUCAUCCAAUAUACAACUAGUCAACGGAAGACGCCAGCGUUACAAAGCACUAGCAGAAUGCCUCUACGAGAGUUAUGGCACCAUGGAAAUAAGGCAUCAAAUAAUAACUCAGAGGCCUUGGAUAUCAACUCCGUCAGAGAGGCAACACAUAUCAGCUCCGUCAGAGAGGCAACACAUAUCAGCUCCGUCAACUUUACCUCGUAUAACAACACCAUCAAACUGGCAUCGAACAAUAGCUCAACUAGUCUGCAAUUAAACUACACCAUGUCGGAUCUCCCUCCAUGUCCCCUGAUUCCACCUGGUCUGAAUGGGAAACUAUCGGUGGAUACGACGGAUUAUAACGAGACAGACCUAGCUUUGAGAUUACCUGAGGUGAAGUUUGGUGGAAUAUACCAACCUGCUUCAUGUGCUGCACGAAGCAAAGUGGCGAUAAUAAUUCCAUACCGAAACCGGGCCACACAUUUAAAGAUACUUCUUAACAACCUCCAUCCUUUGCUUCAGAAGCAGCAGCUUGAUUAUGGCAUUUUUGUCAUCGAAUUGGAGUCGUCUGUUAAAUUCAACAAAGCAGUGGUUAUGAACAUAGGAUUUCUUGAGGUGGCAAAGAAGCAUGGCUACCAUUGCUUUAUCUUCCAUGACGUGGACCUUAUCCCGGAAAAUGAUAAUAACAUGUACUCAUGUCCAGAUAAUCCCAGACACAUGUCUGUAGCCAUCGACAAAUUCGACUACGAAUUACCAUAUGUGAAACUGUUCGGAGGGGUAACGGCAAUGCGGAAGGAACAUUUUGAAGCAGUGAAUGGCUACUCUAACAAGUAUUUUGGAUGGGGCGGUGAAGACGAUGAUAUGUAUGAAAGGAUUCGGGCGGUGGGUCUAGCAGUGACUAGGUUUACUUCUGACGUGAGCGCCUACCAGAUGUUGCCUCAUCAUCAGGAUGAGAAGAACGAAGACAGGCAUCGACUCCUAGAGAUGGGCAGUAACCGAUGGAAAGGGGAUGGACUUAAUACUAUUAAGUAUAAGGUGCUGCAGACUGUCCAGAAACGUCUGUAUACGAGUAUUCUAGCGACUAUUGACCCGAACGACAAACCCUUUCGGAUGUGGACAAUCAAACCACGUGUUAACCAACCAGUCCGCUUCUUUGAUGACGAUGUUGACAAACAGUUGAAAGAAAAGGCAAUGGUAAUACUAAACACCGGUCAUCUUGACCAACGCCUGUAUUACAUGCUAAAGGUAGAAUUCCUUGUGUUAAAUACUCCCAUGGUUACCACAGACAUUGUUUCUGAUAUUUUAAGAAAGAUUUUACCUCAUUUCAGCUUUUCUGCAGACAUGAUACAAAGAGUAAACGAUUUCCAGAAUAAGCAGAAAUUUGCAAAUAUAGACAUGAAACAUGUUUCUACUUUUAAUAAACAUAAAACGGAUUUCCUUUCAAAUAUGAAAUUAAGCUUUAUUGUAAAUAAUUUCAAUGAAAACAUGAAAAGAAUGCAACAAGCAGUUCUAGAAGGACAGAGUCUGAAAAAAAUGCUGAAACAUCCGUCUAAAAAAUUCCCUGCGGCAUCCAACCGCGGUAUAGUGUGACGACAUGACAUGGGUUGGUCUCAAUUACCUAAAGUUUUAGGCUACCACACAUUGAAUUUCUGCUCUAAAAGUUUUCCAUAAAAGAAAUACAGAGGGUGACAAAUCAUUUAUUAAUUACGAAAAAUUGAUACUACAAGAUCAUGAAAUGAACUUACUCAUAUAUACCAAAUACAUAUAUAAAAAUAUCACUUUGAUAAAACAUAAAAUAAUAAGCCAAUGUGGGGUUAACCAAAUAAAAACCGCCACAUUGAAAUGUCUUCCCCACAGAACAUUGAGUGUUUGUUGUACAUUUUUGUUUGUUAUGAAUUGUUGAGCUACCUGUUUCUUGUUUGUAGUCUGGUAGUUUUAAUGGACGGGUACCUUCACAGUUCUGGGUAGGCCCUCUUUUUCUUCAAAGAUAUCUCUUAUUGGCGUUAGAUAAUUCAAAGAAACUUUGAUGCCUGUAGUAAACUGCAGAGGAUUUAUUUUUGAUUUCAAGUUGAGAUAUAAACAUAUUUUGCCUUCUGUAGGGAAGACAUUUCAAUAUCUUUUUGGGGGCUAACCCCACAUGGCUUAUUAUUUUAUGUUUGACCAAACUUACUUUAUGCAUAGGAAACACUAUACAAGAAUAAUUUCAUAUUUUACAUUUUUAUUCCUUGAGGUUUCGUGAGGGUUAUGCCCCUUGAUAUAAUUAAUUUAUUGCCCAUUUAUUUCAUGGUAGUUAUGUCCCUUGGCGUUAGACCAAUGGGCCCCUGAUUUAUCAGGUCCCAAGACCCUGCGGCCAUCCUCAUCAUUAUGCAGCCAUCUCUAAAAUUUGCAGCAUCAGCUUUUGAGUGUCCAACAUUUAGCCAAGAAAAAAUACUUAAAUUUAGAACUCCCACCUUCUGCCUCCCUUUGACUUAUUAUUUAAUAUCUUAUCAAAGUGAUAUUUUAGGUGUAUUUGGUAUAUGAGUUGUGUUAUUGUGUUAUGUCAUAAUCAUUUGGCGGUUUUUAUUUGGUUAACCCCACAUUCGCUUUUUAUUUAAUGUUUGAUCAAAGUGAUAUUUUACAUAUGUAUUUGGUAUAUACGAGUAAUUCAGCUCAUAAUCCUGUAUUAUUACUUUUUCGUAAUUAAUAAAUGUUUUUUUUUAACCCUCUGUGAGGGUGGCCUUAUUCAUUCAAUACAGUUGUUGAGUUGUUUCCUGUAAGUGUGUAGAUGCAUAAAAGGAAUUAUGUGACUAUUUAUGUGAAUCACAAUCGACUGGAGAGCAGAGAUAUUGUGAAUAUUUGGUCAAUAAUUAAAACAAAUCCAUACAUUUCCCAAUUUAAUGAGAAUCGUUAAUAAUCGUUAAUGUUUAGGUAAAUCGAAAGUGUGUAGGAUUUUGUGUUUGUGUUCAUUCCAUUGACUUAUCCUAUACAUAUGGAGAUCGAGUUGAUGUUAAUAUAUGUCUUCAGUCCUAAUGUUAUCCUAUACAUAUGUCAGUAGAGUGAGUUUAUAUCAUAGUAACAUCUGUCUACAUUACACUAAUGCUAUCCUAUACACGUGUCUACAUUACACUAAUGCUAUCCUAUACAAUAUGUCAGUAGAGAGAGUUUAUGCCAUAGUUACAUCUGUCUACAUUACACGAAUGCUAUCCUAUACAUAUGUCUACAUUACACUAAUGAUAUCAUAUACAUAUGUCGGUAGAGCAAGUUUAUAUCAUAGUUACAUCUGUCUACAUUACACUAAUGCUAUCAUAUACAUACAGUUGGGAGCAAACUAAACUUGGUAGUCUAGUGCACUUCAGUGCACUACAAAAGUUAACUCCAGUUAACAUCGUAGUGCACCUGAGUUUACAUCGUAGUGCACUUGAGUUCACAUCGUAGUGCACCGGAGUUAACAUCGUAGUGCACUAG